GGACAGAGGCCAAAGCAGACAAGUGAAAGCUGGCGUAGAGGAUUCUCACAUAACGAGGGGAGUGUAGCUCUCAAGAUGGCACACAAGGAUAGGGAUUGUUUCUGACCCCCCUGUGUUUCCCCAGCUCUCAUUAUGGUGUGAAAAUACAGAGAAAAGAGAAGUUCUACCAAGAACUGUGAAGGAUGCAAGAUUUCCAACUUUCUGGCAGACUAACAAGCUGUCUUAUUUUAACGAAGAAAGCCUGAAGGUUCCAGGCAGGAGACUUUUGAAAAAUUGUCAGGUUUUAAAAUACUGUAAAAAAUCAUGCCAGAAAACGAGAAAGAUCCAGCUCAACCUACUACCAAUGAGGACGCACUUGAUACAGGUAAAACAUGUCUUCAAAUAAAGGAGCUCAAAGACAAAGCGAGGGCAUUAAUGCUUGCAGAAAAUGCCAGAAUGCAAGGCUUGUCAGAAUUCUUCUUUUCCAGACAUGAGGAUAAAAGGCUUUAUGAAAGUAAAUCAACAAAUACAGAAGACGUGAAUAAAGCCAUCUACUUCAGCUACCCAAGUCGGCGACAUAGUUGUACUUUGGUAAAUAUCCCUAAACCAUGUGUAAACAAAAUGAUUUCCCACAUCGAAGAUGUGGAAUCUAAAAUACAGGAGCAUUUGACACAAUUUGAAGCGUCUUUUGAAGAAUGGACUUCUGCCACAAAAGAUAAACAGGGAGGUUUGGAUGUGUCUGCUCCAGAGAAAAAAGUCCACCCAGAAAAAGGAAGGGAUGAGAAGUGUCCCGAGUUGAAGAAGAGGAUGGAGACAUUGCUAUCAGAGGCCAUCCACCUCGUUAAAAGUCUGGAAACUGACAGAGCAGAAGCAGAACAAGCUUUAAAACAACACAAAUCACGAAAGAAAAAGAUUAGCAUGAAAAUUGACUCUUGGUCCAUUUGGAAGCUCCAAGAACUCCCAUUAGCUGUACAGAAAGAACACGAGAACUUCUCCAAAAUUAAUGCAGAGCUGCAUAGCUAUCUUAAAGACAUUGCCCUUAAGGUGGAGCAUCUGCAGGAGCAGAAGGAGAGGCUGGAAAAAGCCAAUGCGAAGCUCCAGGUGGACAUAGACUACAUGGCUUCUCAUAGUGUCCUGCUGGAGAAAAAGCGCAAGCAGGAGAUAAGAUGUCUGAAAGAGCGUUACCAUAAAAAGUUUGAGGUAAUGGAAAAAUUUAGAGCAAUUCAUGAAGAGCUUAAAGAGUCUGUGGAUGAGUGUGAAGAUGCAAAAACAAAGCUUAAGAGUAUGAAAGUAGAGAAUGAGAGAGAAAUUCGAGAAGAGUUAUUAAAUGCAACGUCCUACGAGAAAGAACUAGAUAAGCUUAGCAUUCUGGAUGCCCACUAUACAACUUCAAUUGAGACUGUGAACUUGGACAUUGAAGGUGAUGAAGAAGCCAUGAGCGAGGUGCUGAGAGAAACACAGAGCACAACAAAUGAACUGGAGAAUUUAAAGAAAACAGUAGAUGAUUUGAAAAGACUGUUUGAUCAAUAUUGCUGGAGACAAAGAAAAUAUGAAAAGGAGUACCUGGAAGCACUUUCUAAUUUUUAUUCCUCAAAAAAAACAUGGGAUAUUGAGCUUUCUAAUAUUUCAAAAGACGCCAAAGAACUUACAACUGUAUGUGACGCACAGUCAGAAGAAAACAAAAGGAUUCAAUCUGAAAUUCAAGCCAUCACAGAUAACAUUGAAGAAAGGAAACUGGGAUUUGAAGAACAAAUGGCUGAAAAUUGCCCCUAUGCCCCUCCUCAUCUUUCCAAUGGAGGACACUGGGGUCUUGUGCAAAUCCAAGACCUCGAAGAGUUUGAGCAGAGGUCUGAAGGGGCCAACUUUUUGGCCAAUCUGCCUCUUUUAUAA
Molecule: messenger RNA, 1869 nt
Organism: Mus caroli (Ryukyu mouse)
Lineage: Eukaryota; Metazoa; Chordata; Mammalia; Rodentia; Muridae
Source: RefSeq, a predicted model, not a curated record